UCUUUCAACGGCAGCAACACUUAGUCAGCCACCUCCGUAGCUUGCUACCCAAAAUAGCUAAACCAAUCAACUUCUUUAGACGCUUUAGUGUAUAUUAGCCACUGUGUUAUGAACCCACUUCUGUCGUCUAGUUAGUUAUCCGAUUUAAUUUCAUAUUUACGGUGUUGUUAUUAUAAAGCUUGCGGGCUGGUUAAGUUAGCAUUAGCCUAGCUACCUAACAUCUCCGACCAUGAGCUCACUAAGCUACUCUCCUCCUGGUAAAGAAGAGGUCUGCUGGACGGAGAAAGAAGCUCUCGUGAAAGAGGAGGAGGAAGAGGAGGCUGUUACAAUAAAAAAACAAGGAGAGGGUGAGACUGUUACAGUUAAAGAAGAAGAGAAAGACGUUUCAGUGAAAGAAGAGGAAGACUCGUUCAGAGUGAAAGAGGAGGACGUUAGAGUAAAAGAAGAGGAGGAUGCAGUUUUUGGAGUGAAGGAGGAGGGGGAGAUGACCGUCAAAUCGAAAAAGGAGGAGGAAACUGGAUAUCUGGGCCCGGUUUCCCAGGCGCAUCUUAAGGCAUCCAAUGGUUCUAAUGAUGAACUUAGCCAUAUGAUGCUUUCAGGAAACCGGGCCCUGGUUAAUACUAGAGAGAUAUGGGACUAUUGUGGAUCCUCUGGGGAGCCUCAACAACAUCAUGAUGCUGAUGAGGCAGAGAAGAGUCUCUCCAGAUCAGAACACCUCAAGAAACACCAGCAGAGACCCACAGGGAAGAGAACUUACCACUGCUCUGACUGUGGGAAGAUAUUCACCUCCUCAGCAGACCUCAAAAGACAUCAGAGAAUCCAUACAGGAGAGAAACCUUAUAGUUGUGCUCAAUGUGGGAAGAGAUUCAUCUCCUCAUCAGGCAUUAAAAUUCACCAGAGAAUCCACACAGGAGAGAAACCUUAUAGCUGCGCUCAAUGUGGGAAGAGAUUCACCACCUCAUCAGGCAUUAAAAUUCACCAGAGAAUCCACACAGGAGAGAAACCUUUUAGCUGCUCUGACUGUGGAAAUAGGUUUGGUACUUCAGGAUGUUUAAAAUCACACCAGAGAACACACACAGGAGAUAAACCUUAUAGCUGUGAUCAAUGUGGGAAGAGUUUUACUAAAGCUGGCAGUCUGACUAAACACCAGAGAAUCCACACAGGAGAGAAACCUUUUAGCUGCUCUGACUGUGGGAAGAGUUUUGGUACUUCAGGAUGCUUAAAAUCACACCAGAGAACACACACAGGAGAGAAACCUUUUAGCUGUACUCAAUGUGGGAAGAGUUUUACACAGUCAACCAGCCUGAUAUCACACCAAAGAACACACACAGGAGAAAAACCUUAUAGCUGUACUCAAUGUGGGAAGAGUUUUACUCAGUCAGGUGGCCUGAAAUCACACAAAAGAACACACACAGGAGAGAAAGCUUAUGGCUGUACUCAAUGUGGGAAGAAUUUUGUGUCAUCUGGCUAUCUGAAGAUGCACCAGAGAACACACACAGGAGAGAAACCUUAUAGCUGUGAUCAUUGUGUGAAGAGUUUUGGUACAUCUGGCUAUCUGAAGAUACACCAGAGAACACACAUGAGAGAAACCUUAUAGCUGUGAUCAAUAUGGGUACUCUGAUAAAAGAUCUGCUCAAACAUUAGAAAAUACAUACAUGAAGUUGUUUCAUGAUAUCAAUGAAAUAAUGUCACAAUUUAGAAUGUUAAUGAUGCCACAAUGUAGAAUCCUAAACGUUUGACCCCUGUUCUAUUGAUUUUACCAUGAUAUGGAUAUUAGCCUCGGGUGAAAAUUCCAGGCUCUGAAUUGAAAGAGUACUAUUUAUGUGAUGUAACAAAAAGUGACUAACAAAAAAAGAGUUGUGUUACGCUUACCACGUUGGUGACCCACUUGAAUCAAAAUGCAGCUGACUGUCUUCUGCAGGUUGUCCUCAAACCAGUCAGGUAAAAGAUAUCUCCCAUUUCCAUGUGUUUUGUUUAGUUGUGUUAGUUUCAACAUCACAAACAACCUGAUUUCCCACCCAAUCGAUAUCAGUGAUUUAUUGCUUUUUUGUCAAAACAACAGCGUUUCUGGUGCUUGUGCAGUUUAUAAGGUGCUUGUUUAAAAAAUACAAGUAAUAUGAUUAUUGUGGCAGAUGCUUGUGUAUAUAGCACAUUUUAUGUUUAGGUUUUCAAUUUAUCCAAAGCUGUUUCUGCAUAUUGGUUAUUGAUUUGGACAUGUUAAAUAUGUGUUUUGACAUUGGGCUAUCCCACCUAGCAAAAUGUCAUUGAAAAGACGUUGAAAAUAAGACUGCAAUCAAAUAUACCUCCAAUAUACGUCCGGCUGUAGUUGAAAGUUGAAAAUAUGUAUUUUCGUUUUUUUUUUUUUUCAAUAAAGUCAUUGUAAAUAAGAAUUUGUUCUUAUUAACUGACAAAUUUACAACGAUGACCUACAGGGGAACAGUGGGUUAACUGACUUGUUGUUCAGGCGCAGAACGACAGAUUUUGACCUUGUCAGCUCGGGGAUCAAUCUUUCGGUUACUGUUAAAUGAAGGUUUACAUUUGUCUAAAUACACAUGGACGCAGCCUAUACACCUAUAAUAAAUGUUAGUAACAAUCCUACAUCGCUCAAGUAUUUCUUUGCAACAUUCAAAUGCUAAUUGUCUUUAUUCCACUACGGAAGAAGCAUGACUCAAAUCACCUCAUAUUUCAAACAUUCAGCCUGACAAAAGAUACAUGUUUUAUUAUUCCAUGCCUCACCAUUAAGUUAAUUAUUGCCAGUACAUAUUAACAAAGGGCUGUACAUUUGAUUUCGAUAUUUACAAUUUAUGUAAUAUUUAGUCAUAAUAAUUAUUUAUGCAACCAACUGACAAUUUCUGGGUACAAUUAUAUUGACAUUGUUGCCCUGCGUUUAGAAUUUCAAGGUUAAUUCUCAGAUGUGCCAACCCAAAUGUACUAGAGCAUGACAUUGGGGACUGGGCCCUGAUCCAGUAACAUGCCUAUCGAGUGAACCCUGAAAAGAGAGAGAAGCUCCAGUGAGGUGGAAUGUUACUACGGAUAUUGCAGGGAGUUUCCUCUUGAAAUCAGACAUGUCCGUGGUGGGCACAAUUUGGUUGCUGAUUGUCUCAAGGGUGACUGCAUGUUUUUCCAUAUUGGAGAUGAGUUUUGUUCGGGCUCGUUCCAAGGGGACGAGAGUUCUAGAAGCUAGUGAGUUUUAGGAAGACGAGAGUUCUAGAAGCUAGUCAGUUUUAGGAUUCUUGGAUAUUAUUAUUUAGAAAUACGUGUUUUUAAUUGUUGACAGCCAGCAGACACCAUGUUUAUAUUGUAGAAGGGAAUCAAUUUAGUUGAUUAUAUUGGGAAAUGGAAGUUGUUUUCUGUUGGUGGUGAGCAAACCUGUCCAACUGACGUAUAGGAUAUAUUUGUUGUCUUAAGGGGGAAGGUGUUACAGGCUUUGGUUUUUCCAUUUAUGUUUUGAGGUUGGACUUUAGCACGUAUAGCUCGUUAGCACGUAUAGCUCGUUAGCACGUAUAGCUCGUUAGCUCGUUAGCGCGUAUAGCUCGUUAGCGCGUAUAGCUCGUUAGCACGUAUAGCUCGUUAGCACGUAUAGCUCGUUAGCACGUAUAGCUCGUUAGCACGUAUAGCUCGUUAGCACGUAUAGCUCGUUAGCACGUAUAGCUCGUUAGCACGUAUAGCUCACCUCGUUAGUCAGUAUGUGUUACACUUGCGCUGGCUUGUCCAGCUCGUUAGUGGGAAGGUGUUUCACCUGAGCUGGUCCAGGUUCUAUUUAAGAGUGUCAGGCCCAGUGCUCUUGAUAGAUGUGGAGAGUCAACACCUUUAGUUACUCCACCUUUUUGGUUUGCUUCCUGUCUUUAAGUUUGGUGUGGGUUUGCCUCAUCUUGGGCCAAUUUGGUCAGUGUCUUUUAGGUCCCAGUGGUUGUUACUAGUCAAUUGUCAGUGGACACCCUCAGUGACUUUCAGAGCCUCUCCUAAAAAACAAGUUUAUAUUGUGGAUUGGAUAUUGCAUCCAAUUAAUAUUUUAAUCAAGGGUAUUUCCUUAGGGUGCUCAUUAGUCUUUCAGUUGUUAGUCUUCUGUUUGUGUACUAAAAAUGUCUGUUUAUUUUCAUAGUUUUUUCCUGUGAAGCCAUUGUGUUGCAUCCAUGUCUGAGAUGUGCUGUAUAAAUAAAGCUUGACUUGAUUUCAACAAA
Messenger RNA from Salvelinus fontinalis (brook trout), 4181 nucleotides. Its product is annotated as zinc finger protein 501-like. Gene Ontology annotation, molecular function: RNA polymerase II cis-regulatory region sequence-specific DNA binding; DNA-binding transcription factor activity. The record is from RefSeq and is a predicted model, not a curated record. NCBI's taxonomy places the organism in Eukaryota, Metazoa, Chordata, Actinopteri, Salmoniformes, Salmonidae. Gene Ontology annotation, biological process: regulation of transcription by RNA polymerase II. The transcript has 2 exons. Bases 230 to 1597 code for a protein of 455 amino acids.